UCACUUCUUAAUCGCUAGUAUUCAUUUCAUGUUGAAAGUCACAAGGAAAUUAUCCCGUUUGGUCUAAGACGGAGGGAAUAAAACAAACUCUGGAAUCAUCUAGCGCUGACCGGUGGCAUUGUGCCCUAAUACAAACAACAUUCUAGAAUUCAAGUGAAAACCCGGUGGUAAACUGGUCGUGUCGUUAAUUCUCUUUUAUUGUGUUGAUAGAAGCUUCUCGAAUUGGCUCGCUGGCGUGGAACGCCACAAUAACACGAAUUGUGUCAAGUUAAGAUGGUCGCUCAGACCCGGGACUGAUUUUGGCUGCAUUUUCUCGGCGUUCUCCGUUAAAUAACAUUGAAUGGACCGCGGUGUAAAGAUGUCCCCCGCGUACUCUGUCCUUUCGUGAUGGCUGGCUCGCGAGAACUUGUCGCCGAGUUUUUUGACAAAGGUUUCACAGAAAAUGAAAAGGUCGACAAGGCGUGCGCUGAAGUGUUUCGCUCCUCGUUUCUGGACGACUUUUUCAGCGACACGAGUCUGACAUCCCCUACGACUAAAAGCGUCGCUAAAAGCGCCGACAAGGUGACAAUAGCCACAUUAGAUAUCGGUAGAUAUCGACCCGAGGAUAUCACUUGGUCCGUAGAGGACGACCAUGUGCUUAUAUGCGGAAAACAUUGCGCCAAAACGUCUAGAGGCGCCGAGGGAGGAAAAUUUUUGCGCUCUAUCCCGCUACCCGAGGACAUCAAAACGCAGUCGGUAACCGCGCGGUUUUGUAUGCGCGAUGGUCAGUUGAUAGUCGAGGGAACCAAAAACGUGAAAAAGAAGCUCACUCGCACCUCAAGCCAGACUGCAUAUUUCGGGGAUUGUCAUUUUUCGCUAUCGAUGGAUUUAGACGACUGUAUGUCGACUACUCCUGGAACGGCCGAAAUAUCGUCUAGUCCAAUCGGCGAGGACUCGGAACGAAACCGGAUUAAGUUAUUUUGAAAAUGUGUCUGCUUUUAAGAGUGCGUGUGAGAAUAAUCCCUAAUAAGUCCCCUAAUUGAUCUAUUUAUUAAAGAAACGUUUUUCUAGAGACCUAUUAAAGCAUACCACAAAGUA
Molecule: messenger RNA, 1077 nt
Organism: Nematostella vectensis (starlet sea anemone)
Lineage: Eukaryota; Metazoa; Cnidaria; Anthozoa; Actiniaria; Edwardsiidae
Exons: 2
Coding region: 388-963 (191 amino acids)
Source: RefSeq, a predicted model, not a curated record